This is a messenger RNA of Guyanagaster necrorhizus, 2648 nucleotides long. RefSeq lists its product as uncharacterized. Bases 309 to 2603 code for a protein of 764 amino acids. Gene Ontology annotation, biological process: regulation of DNA-templated transcription; DNA-templated transcription. The transcript is spliced from 9 exons. Gene Ontology annotation, molecular function: DNA binding; DNA-binding transcription factor activity, RNA polymerase II-specific; zinc ion binding. The record is from RefSeq and is a predicted model, not a curated record. NCBI's taxonomy places the organism in Eukaryota, Fungi, Basidiomycota, Agaricomycetes, Agaricales, Physalacriaceae.
UACGAUCAUGUCGCUCUCUUGGUGCCUGCCUAUCAAUUUCAGUUCCUCAGAGUCAGAGAUCUCUCCGCAACACCAGGUGGCUGUGUUCAACCUUCUGUUUGCAAUCGGUCUUCAGAUGCUGUACCGACUUGAUCUCUUUCACGCGGUCUAAUCCCUCCGGGGAUGCAACGUAAACGCUCCGAUGAGUAGGUUUUGAAUGAUGAUGGAUUGUUAAAUUUAAAGAAUCAAGAGGGGAUUAAUGGUGUGUCCAUGAAGAGCGGACUUAUAAUCUCUGAACGCGAAUUCCCCUCUCUUCAUCCCCUUCCGCCAUGAGCCCGUCCCCUCCGUCCUACGACUCUCUCACAUUCCAGAUGAGCCCUGUAGUCGAACUCAAAGCGAACGGCCAAGUGUCUCGAAUACGCUCUCACAAAGGGAACGCUCCCACAUUGCCUCAAACAAAGUACUGUCCUCUAUGUCCUGCCAAGUUCACAAGGACGACGCACUUGCAUAGACAUAUUCGUUCACACACCAAUGAACGCGCUCAUCGGUGCGAUUUAUGUGGCGCCGAAUUUACGAGGAGUGAUCUCUUGACAAGACACAAGAAGACCUGUGGGGACCCGCUCAGUGCCCAUCGAUCACGAAGGAAGUCCUGUCAGGCUUGCGCUGAGUCCAAAGUCAAAUGCAACCUUCAGUAUCCGUGCUCAAAAUGUUCCUCGCGGGGCAAACAAUGUGUUUUCAUCAAUGAUCCUGCAGUUUCUCGCCACAAAAAAUACGGAGCGAGAAAACGAACGUCUCAGGUCAAGACAGAGAGCCAGCCCAUCGUCAUUUCGGAUCAGAAAUUUCUUUGCUCGUCGUCAUCGCCCGCAUCCUCGCCCGAAUCACUACCGGCGUCACCUACCUUUCAUCACACCCUGCUUCCCGGGCUUGACUUCAAUUGCACGCCUGACUUUUCCCCGUUAUCCUCCUCACACUCCUCGCCUCCAUCAGACAUUUUAGAUACAGUCAUGGACGACGAUGCUGCGGCAGAUGUCAUUAUUAACAGAGAUGGUGAGCUUACCGGGCUCGAGCCUCACAUGGACAAGAUCUUUUCCAAUGGCAUGUUCGACUCGCUCCUAGAUCAUUUCUCUUUUUCGAAUCAGGACACAAGUCAUGCGUCUGCAGCAGAUUUCUCAUGGCUUGGAGGCAGUGAUGCAACUGGAUACGACACCGAUUACUCAUUACCAUCCUCUCAUAGCGCAGUAUCUAUGCCUACGCCACCAGAGUAUGGCUCACCUUUGGAAUUACCUCGCACCAAUUCACCCCCAUAUACCGCUUCUUCCGGAGGAUACUCAAACCCGUCAAGUAUGUCGAACGGCGUAAACCCGGCGGAUACUGAGCAGCAACAAUAUCUGUAUCUCUUCUUCUCCGCAUUCUGCGCACAACUCCCUUUAGUGCACCCGUCUACAUGGAUGACGGAAGACAAGCCUCCAAUUCUCCUUCGCGCAAUGCAAGCAUGCGGCGCACUCUUUGUCAAAACCCGACGGGCCGCGAACUUUAUUACCGAAACUUUGUCUUCAACGCGGGAUGUGUUGAUACAGGAAUUUACCAAGGUCUCGUCCGGCCCGAAGGAGCAGGAUUUCUUGAUACUAGCUGCCGUCUUGCUGCAGACUAUUGGUCUCUUUCACCAGCGUGCCGACUUGCGGGUGUCUUCUAAUGUUUAUCAUGGGAUGUUAGUAAUGAUGAUUCGUAGGACAGGAUCUAUCGCUCGUUCGCGUUCUUGGGCUGCUCCUGAUAUGAAUGAUCCGCCUCUAUUGGAGCAUGCAUGGCGGGAAUGGGCUUUUCAUGAAACCGUCAAACGGGCCCUUUUGCUUUCUUACCUUCAUGACUGCUGUCAUUCUGUUUUCUUUUCUAUGCGACCAUCCUUUCCGACAGCCGAAUUCGACAUUAAUUUGCCAUGUGACGACGCGGUGUGGAAAGCUCGAACGUCCAUGGAAUGGUUCGAGCUGAUCCAGAAGCCAUCUCCAUUCGGAGUAGGUGCAGUCAGGCUGUAUGGUGUUAGCAUGCAGCAAGCGCUCACCAAUCUUGGAGAGAUGCGACUUUCAAUCUCGCAUGCGCCUCUCAAUUCCUUUUCCCAGUUCAUCCUCAUUCACACCAUUCUUCGUAACAUCUAUAUCUCCUACUCGCGAAACACUUCUGAUAGCACAAUCCUUCUACUUUCUACAUCAGCGUCACCAUCCGAGCCCGUCACUGAUGAGGGGCGCCGAGGAAACCAUUUUGCAACUCAGUAUGCUCUACAUAACUGGCUUCAAUCGUGGAUACAAUUUACGGAUACACCAAGGUUGGACGACGAUCCAGAUGAGCCGCCAUUCAUCUACAACUCUUUGCCUUUCUACUGGCUCGCACAAGUUUCACUUCUAGCAAUCCAAGAGGGUGGUUCGGCUUGGGUUGAGGAAACAACGGAGAACAGAUUCCAUGUCAUGAAGGAGUGGUUGGAUCGGAUUCGAUUUUUUCUGCGACAGAACCACGAGAUUCCCCCUCAUCUAUGGGAGGAGCUGAUGGCCAUUCGACGUCAGAUCUCGCAAGCUGACCCAAGUACUUUAGGGGACCACCCCAACGGUUUACUAUCUUUCUUCUCCGAGCAUUGAAUAACGGACUUGCUGAAGUUAUCGCAUUAGAUAGAUUGAUCGUCA